UGAAAUCAGCGAGAACAGCAGCCUCACAAAACACAUGUGUAAGACGUGAGGAAACAAAACAUUCCACACUAGAACAAAAACACGUUCUGCAAUCUCCACUCCACAUUCCAGCAGUUAACAAUGGCGGAAAAGGAAGGAGAAGUGGUCUGCGUCACCGGCGCCAGCGGCUUCAUUGGCUCUUGGAUCGUCCACCUUCUGCUCCGCCGCGGCUACGCCGUCCGUGCCACCGUCAAAAAUCUAGGGGAUGAGAGAGAAACGAAGCACUUGGAAGCCAUUGAAGGAGCUGAUUCCGGCCUUCGCCUCUUCCAGAUUGAUUUGCUUGAUUAUGACUCCAUUGCCGCCGCAAUCAGAGGCGCCACCGGCGUCUUCCACGUCGCUUCCCCCUGUAUCAUCGAUCAAGUCGACGAUCCUCAGCGGGAGCUGUUGGACCCUGCAAUUAAGGGGACCCUAAAUGUACUGACGGCGGCCAAAAAUCUCGACGUUCGUCGCGUGGUCGUUACAUCUUCUAUAUCUGCCAUGAUUGCAAGCGCCACCAGUCUGGCAGACGUGGGUGAGGAUUGCUGGAUUGAUGAGGAUUAUUGCCGCCAAAAUGGGCUUUGGUAUCCUUUGUCUAAAGCACUUGCUGAAAAAGCUGCAUGGAAAUUUGCCGAGGAAAAUGGUCUGGAUAUUGUUGUGGUGAAUCCAGGAAUGGUGGUUGGUCCGGUACUACCCCCAGCUUUAAAUUCAAGCAUGCAAUUGAUGGUUCACGUACUUCAGGGCUGUGAUUUUUCCGAAAGAUUCUUCAUGGCAUUAGUACAUGUGAAAGAUGUGGCUCUUGCUCACGUGCUGUUGUAUGAGAACACAUCAGCAGCUGGAAGGCAUCUGUGUGUUGAAUCUUUAUCACGUUAUGAUGAAUUUGCCGAACAGAUGGAGAGACUCUACCCUGAAUACAAGUUGCCCAGGUUUAGUACAGAUAAGCAACGGGGAUCAGCGAAGGCGUUAGCUGCAUUGAAGAAGCUGAUAGAUUUGGGCUUGGAUUAUACUCCCAUGGAGCAGAUUGUUAAGGAUGCUAUUGAAAGUUUGAGGAGCAAAGGAUAUCUUUCCUGAAAAUGUGUAGAAUAUGCUUGUGUGAUGAUGCGUAGGUAUUAAUGUAAUCAUAUAGCAUAUGAAAGUUUGCUUUGAUAUUUGUGAGGAUCGGAACUGUUUUAUUGAGGAUUUGAUUCUUGUUGUGAGAAAACAAAAGGUAUGUUUGGAUGAGUGAAUGGGUGCAUAAUCACAUUGCUGUAGUAUGUUAAUUAUGUAUUCUGCAAUAAAUUACAAGUAUAGAAUAUUACUUGCUUUCUCAGCUAAAA
Molecule: messenger RNA, 1331 nt
Organism: Salvia miltiorrhiza (redroot sage)
Lineage: Eukaryota; Viridiplantae; Streptophyta; Magnoliopsida; Lamiales; Lamiaceae
Product: cinnamoyl-CoA reductase CAD2-like
Exons: 6
Coding region: 121-1086 (321 amino acids)
Molecular function (GO): oxidoreductase activity, acting on the CH-OH group of donors, NAD or NADP as acceptor
Source: RefSeq, a predicted model, not a curated record